GUUUUGUAUCUCGAGCCGAGCCAAAGCAUUGCAAAUGUUAUAAAAGAAAACAUUAAGUUGACAGUGUUUUUGCGGAAAUGACCAGGUACAACACUGAACAAGGAGCUAUGGACCAGCAAUUCUGUUUACGCUGGAACAAUCAUCCCACAAAUUUGACCGGGGUGCUGACCUCGCUGCUGCAGCGCGAGGCGCUCUGCGAUGUCACCCUCGCCUGUGAGGGUGAAACAGUCAAGGCACAUCAAACCAUACUGUCAGCCUGCAGUCCAUAUUUCGAGACGAUUUUCCUGCAGAAUCAGCAUCCACAUCCCAUCAUCUACUUGAAAGAUGUCCGAUACUCAGAGAUGCGCUCCCUGCUGGACUUCAUGUACAAGGGCGAGGUCAAUGUGGGUCAGAGUUCGCUGCCGAUGUUCCUGAAGACUGCCGAGAGUCUGCAGGUGCGCGGUCUCACAGACAACAACAAUCUGAAUUAUCGCUCCGAUUGCGACAAGCUGCGCGACUCGGCUGCCAGCUCGCCCACUGGGCGUGGCCCCAGCUAUGGCGGCAUGGGCGCCGAUAUACGCGACUCACGUGACUCCCUGCGCUCCCGCUGCGAACGCGACCUGCGCGACGAUCUGCAGCGCAGCAGCAGCAGCCUCAGCCUGAGCGAGCGCAGCUCUGCAGCUGCGGCGGCCGCUGCUGCUGCCGCUGCCGCUGUGGCAGCAGCCGGUGGCAAUGUGAAUGCAGCUGCCGCUGCUCUCGGCCUGACCACCAGCGCCGGCGAACGAUCUCCCAGCGUGGGCAGCGCCAGUGCCGCGGCGGCUGCCAUGGCCGCUGCCGUUGCGGCUGCUGCGAAUCGCAGCGCCAGCGCCGAUGCUCUCAACAGUCGCGGCGAUGCUGGCAGCGAUCGGGGCAGUGAACGGGGCACACUGGAGCGUGCCGAUAGUCGGGAUGAGCUGUUGCAGCUGGACUACAGUACCAAGGAUAAUAAUAAUACUAAUAACAGUAGCAAUAACAACAGCAACAACAACAACAACAACAACAAUUGCAGCAGUAGCAGCACCAACAACAACAAUAACAACAACAACAACAGCAGCAGCAACAACAACAAUCGAGAGCGCAACGAGAGCAGAGACAGAGAACGGGACAGAGAGCUGUCCACCACGCCCGUCGAUCAGCUGUGUAACAGUAAGCGCAGACGUAAGAACUCAUCAUCCAACUGUGAUAAUUCGUUGUCCUCGAGCCAUCAUGCGAAUGCGGCCCACAUACAGGACAGACACUACGCGCAGGACUCUCAGGCCACCAAUUUCAAGUCGAGUCCGGUGCCAAAGACGGGCGGCAGCACCUCCGAGUCGGAGGAUGCGGGCGGCGGCGGCGGCAGCGGCAGCGGCAGCGGCUGUCGGCGCGAUUCACCGCUCUCGAUGACCGUUGGCCAUUUGGGCGGCGGCAAUGUGGGCGCGGCCAGUGCGCUAAGCGGCCUCAGCCAGUCGCUAAGUAUUAAGCAGGAGCUCAUGGAUGCACAGCAACAGCAGCAACAACAUCGCGAGCAUCACGUCGGCCUGCCACCCGAAUACUUGCCGAGCGCUGCUCUCAAAAUGCACGCCGAGGACAUGUCCACGCUGUUAACCCAGCAGCUGCAGGCCGCCGAUGCGCGGGAGGAGCACAACGAUGCCAAACAGAUGCCACUCGAUCAGACGGACAACAUUGACGGCUCGAAGGCCUGGCACAUGCGGCUCACCUUCGAGCGCCUCUCCGGCGGCUGCAACCUGCAUCGCUGCAAGCUGUGCGGCAAGGUCGUGACGCACAUACGCAACCACUACCACGUCCACUUCCCCGGCAGAUUCGAGUGCCCGCUGUGCCGCGCCACCUACACGCGCAGCGACAAUCUGCGGACCCAUUGCAAGUUCAAGCAUCCGAUGUACAAUCCGGACACGCGCAAGUUCGACAACCUGAUGUCCGCCUCGGCGACGGCGGUGGGCGGUGGUGCGGCGACGCCUACGGCCACACAGCUGGCGGCCGCAUCGCAGGCGGCAAUGGCAGCGGCGGCAGCAGCAGCAUUUUCCGCGGCGCAGCAACAACAGCAACAUCAGCAGCAGCAGCAACUGCAACAGCAACAACAACAGCCGCAACAGACAGUUGUUAAGGCAGCGUCAGCGCCAAUGAACAAUGUGGAUCACUACAACAACACAACAAACAGCAGCAAUGAUUGCGCCGCUGAUCGGCAACCGUCGCUGCCAACGCAACCGCAGCAGCCGCGUCCGGCGACGCCAACGUCCGAGAAUAAUCCAUUGUGGUGGCGGGAGAAUCUGAAUUUGGACAAGUCCAAGCUGGUGCUGAUAGGCUUCAGCAAGGGCUGCGUCGUGCUCAAUCAAUUCAUCUAUGAGUUUCAUUAUCUGAAAACGUUGACGCCCGAUGACAGCAGCAUGUGCCGGCUGCUCUCGCGCAUAACAGACAUGUAUUGGCUGGACGGCGGGCAUGGCGGCCAGAAGAACACAUGGAUCACAUCACGCAGCCUGCUAGAGACGCUAACGCGAAUGGGCAUGAACAUACAUGUGCACCUCACACCUUACCAGGUGCAGGACGAUCGGCGGCCCUGGAUACGCAAGGAGGAGAAGCUGUUCACCGAGAUGCUGCGGCGUUUGAAUGCGCCCAUUACGCGACACUUGCACUACGAUAACCAGCCGGCGAAUCUGAUGACGCAUUUUGAGGUUCUGCAGGCAUUCUGUCAGCACGUCCAUUCACUCAACCAGCAGCAGUUGCAGCAGCAGCCCGGCCACGAGCAGGCAAUUGCGGCCACAAACAAUGGCUCGAGCGGUGCUAGCAACAAUCUGCUGGAUGCCAGUGAUGAGGCAAAGUGACAGCUUCAAUUGCAUCCACACCACCAUAGGCGGCGCUUAUAUGCGAUGCGCAAGGGCGCCGCCGCUGCUAAGCGAUUGCAGCUGCAGCAGCUAAG
Molecule: messenger RNA, 2929 nt
Organism: Drosophila navojoa
Lineage: Eukaryota; Metazoa; Arthropoda; Insecta; Diptera; Drosophilidae
Product: sex determination protein fruitless
Biological process (GO): regulation of transcription by RNA polymerase II
Cellular component (GO): nucleus
Molecular function (GO): protein binding
Source: RefSeq, a predicted model, not a curated record